Molecule: messenger RNA, 1791 nt
Organism: Nomascus leucogenys (northern white-cheeked gibbon)
Lineage: Eukaryota; Metazoa; Chordata; Mammalia; Primates; Hylobatidae
Gene: CLDN8
Product: claudin 8
Biological process (GO): bicellular tight junction assembly; cell adhesion
Cellular component (GO): plasma membrane; bicellular tight junction
Molecular function (GO): structural molecule activity
Source: RefSeq, a predicted model, not a curated record
UGAGUUUACUUGUUGCAGCCAAUAGCAGGGCCAUCUCAGCCAGCCAGCACUGGAUACUAUCUGGCCAGAAGUAACAAAGCAGCUCUUAUUUGAAAAACCACUGGGUUCUGAGUUCAUUACUACAGGAAAAACUGUUCUCUUCUGUGGCACAGAGAACCCUGCUUCAAAGCAGAAGUAGCAGCUCCGGAGUCCAGCUGGCUAAAACCCAUCCCAGAGGAUAAUGGCAAUCCAUGCCUUAGAAAUCGCUGGGCUGUUUCUUGGUGGUGUUGGAAUGGUGGGCACAGUGGCUGUCACUGUCAUGCCUCAGUGGAGAGUGUCGGCCUUCAUUGAAAACAACAUCGUGGUUUUUGAAAACUUCUGGGAAGGACUGUGGAUGAACUGCGUGAGGCAGGCUAACAUCAGGAUGCAGUGCAAAAUCUAUGAUUCCCUGCUGGCUCUUUCUCCGGAUCUACAGGCAGCCAGAGGACUGAUGUGUGCUGCUUCCGUGAUGUCCUUCUUGGCUUUCAUGAUGGCCAUCCUUGGCAUGAAAUGCACCAGGUGCACGGGGGACAAUGAGAAGGUGAAGGCUCACAUUCUGCUGACGGCUGGAAUCAUCUUCGUCAUCACAGGCAUGGUGGUGCUCAUCCCUGUGAGCUGGGUUGCCAAUGCCAUCAUCAGAGAUUUCUAUAACCCAAUAGUGAAUGUUGCCCAAAAACGUGAGCUUGGAGAAGCCCUCUACUUAGGAUGGACCACGGCACUGGUGCUGAUUGUUGGAGGAGCCCUGUUCUGUUGUGUUUUUUGUUGCAACGAAAAGAGCAGUAGCUACAGAUACUCGAUACCUUCCCAUCGCACAACCCAAAAAAGUUAUCACAUGGAAAAGAAGUCACCGAGCGUCUACUCCAGAAGUCAGUAUGUGUAGUUGUGUACUUUUUUUAACUUUACUAUAAAGCCAUGCAAAUGACAAAAAUCUCUAUUAUUUUCUCAGAAUGGACCCCAAAGAAACUUUGAUUUACUGUUCUUAACUGCCUAAUCUUAAUUACAGGAACUGUGCAUCAGCUAUUUAUAAUUCUAUAAGCUAUUUCAGCAGAAUGAGAUAUUAAACCCGAUGCUUUGAUUGUUCUAGAAAGUACAGUAAUUUGUUCUCUAAGAUAGUUCAAGCAUCUACUCUUUUUAUCAUUUACUUCAAAAUGACAUUGCUAAAGACUGCAUUAUUUUACCACUUUAAUUUCUCCAUGACAUAGCAUUAUGUACAUAGAUGAGUGUAACAUUUAUAUCUCACAUAGAGACAUGCUUAUAUGGUUUUAUUUAAAAUGAAAUGCCCAUCCAUUACACUGAAUAAAUAGAACUCAACUAUUGCUUUUCAGGGAAAUCAUGGAUAGGAUUGAAGAAGAAUGAUGAAUUUUGACAAGAAAUCAUAUGUGUAUGGGUAUAUUUCAAUAAGUAUUUGAGUAAAGACUUUGAGGUUUCAUCAAUAUAAAUAAAAGAGCAGAAAAAUAUGUCUUGGUUUUCAUUUGCUUACCAAAAAAACAACAACAAAAAAAAUAAAGUUGUCCUUUGAGAACUCCACCUGCGCUUAUGCGGGUACCUGAGUCAAAAUUGUCAUUUUUGUUCUGUGAAAAAUAAAUUUCCUUCUUGUACCAUUUCUGUUUAGUUGUACUAAAAUCUGUAAAUACUGUAUUUUUCUGUUUAUUCCAAAUUUGGUGAAACUGACAAUCCAAUUUGAAAGUUUGUGUCGACGUCUGUCUAGCUUAAAUGAAUGUGUUCUAUUUGCUUUAUACUUUUAUAUUAAUAAAUUGUACCUUUUUCUAAUUA